Molecule: messenger RNA, 5941 nt
Organism: Biomphalaria glabrata
Lineage: Eukaryota; Metazoa; Mollusca; Gastropoda; Planorbidae
Product: guanine nucleotide-binding protein G(i) subunit alpha
Exons: 10
Coding region: 47-1168 (373 amino acids)
Biological process (GO): adenylate cyclase-modulating G protein-coupled receptor signaling pathway
Cellular component (GO): heterotrimeric G-protein complex
Molecular function (GO): GTPase activity; GTP binding; G protein-coupled receptor binding
Source: RefSeq, a predicted model, not a curated record
AAAAGAGUGAGUUAUCUUCCUUCGAAAUUGUUCUACAUCGAUCGCAAUGCCAGGAAUGUCGUGGUCCUACUGUUGUGCCAAACUGUGUACCAAUUCUCCUAAAAUGGGGUGCGUAACCAGCCAAGAGGAUAAAGCUGCAGUGGAGCGAUCAAAACAAAUUGACAAAUCCCUGCGUAUGGACGGAGAGAAGGCAGCGCGAGAAGUUAAAUUGCUGCUGCUUGGGGCUGGUGAAUCAGGAAAAAGUACUAUUGUUAAACAAAUGAAAAUAAUUCAUGAAAAAGGAUACUCACAAGAAGAAUGCUUACAGUAUAAACCUGUGGUGUAUAGUAAUGCCAUCCAAUCUAUGAUAGCUAUCAUCAAAGCAAUGGGACAGUUAAAAAUUCAGUUCGGACAUCCUGACAGAGCCGAAGAAGCUCGACAAUUCUUUGCAUUGGCAGGCCAUGCAGAUGAAGGAGAAAUGUCACAAGAGCUUUCUGGUAUAAUGAAACGGCUUUGGAAAGAUGUGGGCGUUCAGGAAUGUUUCAGCAGGUCAAGGGAAUAUCAGUUGAAUGAUUCUGCCGAGUAUUACCUGAACGCUUUGGACCGGAUUUCUGCACCUGGCUACAUCCCAACAGAACAAGAUGUUUUGAGGACAAGAGUGAAAACUACAGGAAUAGUUGAAACACAUUUUACAUUUAAAGAUCUUCAUUUCAAAAUGUUUGAUGUUGGCGGUCAAAGGUCUGAGCGCAAGAAAUGGAUCCAUUGCUUUGAAGGUGUUACGGCCAUCAUAUUUAUUGUGGCAAUGAGCGAAUACGAUUUGACUUUAGCAGAAGAUCAAGAAAUGAACCGAAUGAUGGAGAGUAUGAAACUGUUUGACUCUAUCUGCAACAACAAAUGGUUCACUGAGACCUCCAUUAUUCUGUUCCUCAACAAGAAAGAUUUGUUUGAAGAGAAAAUAAAAAAAUCACCUUUAACAAUUUGUUUUCCAGAGUAUACAGGUGCUAAUACCUAUGAGGAAGCCGCGGCCUAUAUUCAGCUCCAGUUUGAGAAUCUGAACAAAAAGAAAGACACUAAGGAGAUAUAUUCCCACUUCACUUGUGCCACUGACACCAACAAUGUACAGUUUGUCUUUGACGCUGUCACCGAUGUCAUUAUAAAAAAUAACCUUAAGGACUGCGGCCUUUUCUAACCCAAUGAAAUAACCAGAUGAGAUCCAAGGACAAGAAGAGAGAAAUCCAGACCAAGAAAACUGAGAUUUGUGUUACCAUACUGCAUCUCUCUCUCUCAAUACAUGCAAAGUAAGGAGUUGGCAACACAAAGACAGCACCCCAGUUUGAACAGUGGAACACAACCAAGUCAUUUUGUUUUUACAUUUUCCUUUAUUCUAACUCAUUGGUUUAUUUCCAUUGGAUGACAUGGGAUUGGUAGUCCUCAAGACAUUAAUUGCCCUUUAAAUUAAAACAGAAAAAUAUCAUGAUUUUAAUUUCAAGAAAUGUUUUGAAAGCUUUAGCUAGUGAAUUUUGAUGCUGAUGUAAAAUAAGGACGAUCUUUUUGUUUUAGACAAAAGUGAUAAUAGCCCCUGCUAAUUAGCUUCAUAGUUUUACAUACUGCUAGCCAAAUCAGCUUUAGGUGGAACAUCAGCAUACUGUCAUCUUCAGAGUGACUUCAUCUAAAUUCUUGAAAAUAGUUCAUUGCGUCUGGCUUGGUUUAAAAACAAAUGUUUCUAAGAAUAGCUACUCUUUAUUGUCAACUCUAGAGACUUGAUGUAUUCCACUCCCCAGAGUUCUGCUUUGUCCAUGUCUUUUUUUUUUCCAUCCUGUCCCUCUCCUUGGAAAUGAAAUGUUUCUUGUGUCACCGCCCCCCUCCCCUCCUUUUUGAAAUAUCUUCUGUCUUAUUUGGCUUUGUUCAUUUGAUCAAAUUGAGGUUGGAGCCCUGGAAAAGGAAGACUGGAGAUUAUUUUAUUUUAAGACAAUGGAUUUCAUGUUGUGAUAAUUGAUUCUUUUAAUAAGGGAAAGAUAAGAUGUAAGGCUUUUAUUGAUCACAGGUAGAUGGCAUUAUUAAAACUACAAAUCAGCAUGUCUCUCUUACCAUCUGUGCUUCUUUGUUUCCAGUGUAUGUUGUCAUUAGUGCUCUUUGAAAAACAAAAGUUAAUAUCAUCACAGAAAUGAACUGGCAGAUUGUAAAGUAGAAAAACCAUUUGGCUGCAAAGAUAGAGACUAAGCAGUGCAGGAGAAUUUGUUCAUAGUUUCAAAAUUCCUGUUCAGUUUUUGGUGGUGAAACUGGGUGAAUGUGGCUUUGAAUGUUAUUUUGUUUGGCUGGUGUCUUCUCAUAUCAUUUCAAAAUGUUUUAUUUCUAUGGGCACAGUUGAUCUAGACACACUUAUGUCAAGGGAGCAAAUCAAGGAAGUGAAAGGGACACAACUUUAAAUUAUCUGCAUGUUUGCUUUCUUUUAUUUUUGCAAUUUUGUUGGUUUUUAUUUGCCCUCUUCUUUUGUUUUAUUGACUUCUCUGCUUUAAAACCAAUGGUAUUAAGGACAGUCUUCAUAAUACAGUUCUCCUACAUGGUAAGGAAGACCGUUGCAUAUACUGUAUAUAGGUCGUGUACAUUAGUGGUGGGAAUGAAUGGAUUGUUGAACAGAUGUUAUUUAUAUUCAGUGUUCCAUGGACAUGUUGUCUUGUCUUUGAGUGACCUCUCUGUAAUCAUCUAGAGAAUGAUAUGGUUGUCCUCCUACCAUCAACAAUGAGCUGUCCUCAUGAUCAGUUGUUAUAUAUAUAUAUAUUUACACAAUCUUUCUUGCCAAUGUAUGAUGAAUUCAGAGGUCAGGCUGAUGGAUGUAUGUUUGUUUCUCUACUUCCCCUUUCAAGUGAAGACAUUGAAGUCACUCAAACAGUUUUGUAGUAACUUCUUCUAGCUAGAUACUCUCUUAGUCCACUAGUUGACUAUCAUGUGAAAGUUAAAUAUAAACUUGGUCUUGACUAGACUUUGACAAGACAAACAUUGACAGAUGACUGGAUAUUGAUGUUGCUUGACUUGACUAAUUUUAAACUUUUGGACUGAUUUAUAUUUACAAGAUUUCAUUGGAUCAUUUCUUCAUUCAAAAAGCUUGUUGACUGGAAGUACAUAGUGUUAGGUUUUGUGUUGCUUUGUUGUCUGACUUGACAUCUAAUUUCUUGACUUGUUUAGAUACCAUGGAGAGACAUUCACAUCAUUUCAUUGGAUCAUUUCUUCAUUUAAACAAAACUUAUACAGACUGUAAUGAUUUCAUCAAUAAUUGUUAGGUGUCAGCCAGCCUUUUGUUUCACAUUAUCAUUAGGAUUGUUAUUACAGCCUUAAGCCCGAUGUUUGGCGACCUGCCCAAUGAGAUGCUUGUUUUUUUGUUUGACCCCCGCGGCUGUGGUCUGGCUUCCUUUUAGUUCAUCAGAUCUGAACUCAUUACAUCAAUAUACAUUGGGAUCUGCAUCUACUAUUUUUUUAAUUUUUAUUUUGUUUCUUUGAAAAUAUUGUGCUAUUUUUUUAUAAGCUUGCUGAGGAUACACUGGGUAAACAUGACAGCAUUAAUUUCAAAAUUAAUUUUUUGUUAAUUAAAAUAUAUACAAUUGAAAUAAACAAUUAGGAAUAUAUUAGCUGUUGACUAAGUUUAUAAUUUACGAGUUUUAUUUGCUCAUAAAUUUGUUUUUUUUUUGUUUUUUUUUAAUUUUCAUUUGUUCUCCUAUUAGUUGGAAUGUAAAUUUUGUUGCUAGAUUUUUUUCAAAGUUUUAUCAUUCUCUCAUUUUUAUACAAUUUUAUUAUAUACAUUUUAUAUUGCUGAAAACUAAAGGUUAAAUGCAUUUUUGACUGUUAUAAACUAAUACAUUGCAUACAGUCCCUUAUAAUGCUUGCUCUACAAAAUAUGAACUCAUUCAAGAGCCAUUCCAGCAUAUUUUUAUACUUCCUAUUUAAUACUAAAAUCAAAUGUGUCAACUUUUUUUUUUGUACAUUAUAAAGGGGUAGUUGGCAUUCAGUGUUUGGCAGUUGGCAGACAUUUAAGCAGUGCUUUUUUUUGUGACACUUUCUCAAUGUGGGGAAAAAAUUAUGACUUUUCUUGUAAUUUAACGUUUAUUAUUAAUUUAUCAGUAGUUAAAAGUUAAGCAAUCCAUCACUGAGUAUCGGCACCUAUUUUUUUGUAUUUACAAAAAAAAAGCACUGUAUUUAUGUAACAUGUUAGCUACAGUUGUAACUUAAGUCAAGUGCAUUGCUCAGUCUUAAGAUGUUUUAAAAUGUAAUUGUAGUUCUUCAGUUUAUUUUCUUUUUUCUUUCCAUUUCUGUGUUCUAUUAAACAAUAACCAUACAGCAGAUUAUAUAGCAGGUGCAUAGGACUUUGUAUAGUAGCUAUUGAAAUCAUUUAUUGUAGUCACACUUGCAUCUAGACUCCUCCAAAGUCUGGCAAGGAUAUGUAGAGCUGUUGAACCGUAGCCAAUAGCGCUGACCUAAACAAAACAAACAACAAUGUUGGUUGAACUUGCUCUCAGUCAUCUCCUAGUCUACUCAUGGCUGGGGGAAGGAGCUGUGGUGUCACUAGUAAAGUCAUCAUCACCAUUUCCUAUUUCCUACAAAAACAACAACACACAGAUUUAAUGGUCAAAAAAUUGAUUAAACAUGUGCAAAAGAAAAAAAAAUUCACACCAUUAGUUUGCUGGUUUGAGAGAAAACUUGUUGGUGCUUUUUUGUUUAUAUAGUUAAAGGUUUGAACCUAAACUUUCUAUGAUAAAUUGUAGUCAUUGCUUAGUGUUAUAUUGCUUGAUGCUGGUAAAUACCUCACUACAAAAACAUUUCAGUUUGUAUGACAACAGUGAAACAGUUUAGUGUCACUUGCCCACAUCUCUCUUGGAAGUCUUGUUCAUGUGACUCUUUGAUAGUCCAACACAUUCAGUGCUCACGUUUUUAAAGUACAGCAAACUUUUGGUCAUUUAGCUUUUUGUUCAUUUGCCCCCCUCCAAUCCUGGAACAGACUAUUUAGAGUCCAUCGUAUUUCUCUUAUGUAUAAAUGAAUCUGGCUUAGUUCUUGUGUGAGGGAUAAGUUCUGUCUAGUCACAACUCACUCAUUUCCUUAUCUAUGUACAUAGGCAUACUGGUCUGUAUCUAUAAAUAAAUGUCAGCUGACCCAACUUGUCACAGGGUUAUGUUUCUUGUACUUCAUCAUUGUACCUUUUUGUUUUGUGGUGGCCAGAUUUUUGCAUUAUAGAAGUCCUAUCAAAUUAUUGAGUAGAACUUGACAAAAUUGUUCUUUCAAAUCCCAGUGCUAAAAGUAGGACAGAAUAACUCUUUAAAGUAAAGAAAAAAAAAUUCCUUUAAGGCUUAGACCAAGAAGUCUGUGGGAUAUUUAUUUGAAAUUGUACACAUACGAAUAUCUACAUUCAUAGAUGGACCCAAAUGUUUAACUUGCGUUUUCUUUCAGUAAGUUUCCACUAACUUCACUUAUACUUUUAGCACUUCCCAUAGUUCAGCAGUUUGUAUUAAAUACUGGCUCCUAGUUAAUAUAUGUACAUCUUCUACAGUCUAGAAAUGUCAAAGUACUCUUGUUCUGUGGUCAUAAUACAUUUGGUCAUUUAUCUAUUCACAUUAUUAUUGCAUCUAGGGAAUUGACAAAAAAAAAUUCCAUUCUCUAUAUUUGUGUGUUUGUUCAUUUGUGUGUAUGUGUAUGUUGUAUCAAUUCUGUUUUUGUUUUAUAUUUAGAUCAAGAUUUGCUUCUGUUAAUGUAGUAUCAUGGUGGCCGUAGUGUGAUAACUUCCUCCUCCUCCUCCCCACAGAUGUCUGCUUCUACUAGCCUCUGUCCAUUUCAUCAGCCUAUCACUCAUCUCUUUGGAUGUGUACUCUAUGGCAGGCCUUCCUACUUCUUCAUUGGCAAAAGCAAAUUGUAAAAGUUAUUUUGAAACAAAACAAAUUUGUAUUGACCAGAAUUGUGUCAUUAAAUAGAGAAAAGCAA